Molecule: messenger RNA, 1542 nt
Organism: Microstroma glucosiphilum
Lineage: Eukaryota; Fungi; Basidiomycota; Exobasidiomycetes; Microstromatales; Microstromataceae
Product: FAD/NAD(P)-binding domain-containing protein
Exons: 2
Coding region: 1-1542 (513 amino acids)
Biological process (GO): L-tryptophan catabolic process; quinolinate biosynthetic process; NAD+ metabolic process
Cellular component (GO): mitochondrial outer membrane
Molecular function (GO): NAD(P)H oxidase H2O2-forming activity; FAD binding; kynurenine 3-monooxygenase activity
Source: RefSeq, a predicted model, not a curated record
AUGGACACUCAUUCCCACGCAGCCGUCGUGGGAGCCGGUCCAGUAGGCUGUCUCACAGCUCUGUCACUCGCAGCUAGAGGAUUCACCGUCUCCAUCUACGAACGGCGGCCGGAUCCACGCCAUCAUCAGAUCGGCUCGGGCUCAAGGGACAAUGCUUCAGCGCCUCGCAGUAUCAACCUCGCUAUCUCGGCGCGUGGACUCAAAGCUUUGAGCUCCGUGAACGUCGAGACAGACCGCAAUAUGGCAGACGUUGUGCUGAGUCAUGCUGUGCCAAUGAGGGCGAGGAUGAUUCACACCAAAGAUGAAGGUCAAGGUGUCAAGCAGAUGAGCCAAGCUUACGGGCUUAAUGGAGAGUGCAUCAACUCAGUAUCCCGCACGCUGCUUAAUGACCUGCUCCUGGAUCAAGCGAGCGCCCACCCUGCCGUUUCCCUACAUUUCAACUGCAAGCUGAGGAGUGUCGACCUGCAAGCGCGAGAGAAAGAUCCUCAGGCAGAAGGCGAGUGUCAUCUGAACUUCGAAAGCUGGGAAGGCAGCGGUCCUGCUUCCCGCUACUCGGCCCUGGUAGUAGGCUGCGAUGGCAUCAACUCAAUAGUGCGGAGCACCAUUGCUCGUUUGACCCCCGUCAACUUUCAGCAAGAGUACAUCGACUCUUCCUACUUAGAAUUGCGAAUCCCACCCAAGAUCGAAGAUGGUGCCGCCACAUUCGCUCUGGACCCCAACCAUCUUCACAUCUGGCCGCGCCAUUCAUUCAUGCUCAUCGCUCUUGCCAAUCUGGACAAGAGCUUCACAUCCACCUUAUUCGCCCCUCAAGCCAUCAUCGGGAGAUUAACCUCGCGGGGGGCUAUCUUGGAGUUCUUCGCAAACGAGUUCCCCGAUGCGCUGAAGCUCAUGGGAGACGAAGAUGUAGUAGCGACGCUCUUGCCUCGACAAGGCAAGGGCAGUCCCCUUUCAAGCGUUAAGUGCUACCCUUACCACUACAAAGGGCGGGCGGUCUUCCUUGGCGAUGCUGCUCAUGCCAUGCUACCCUUCUAUGGUCAGGGUCUCAACUGCGGGUUCGAAGACGUCGGCUUUCUGACGAAUCUCAUCGACAAGCAUGGUGUUCGCGGUGAUCCUGGCCAGUCAGUGGGGUCGGGGAAGUCUGUCCAAGGCGAGAAAGAGGAGAAUGCUUGGGACAGAUACUCGCCUCUGCUAGCCCAAGCUUUCACGGAAUACUCAAAGGAGCGUCACCCCGACCUGAUCGCCAUCAGCUACCUGGCAACGCAAAACUAUCACGAGAUGUCCUCGCGAGUCGUCUCUCCACUCUACCUCAUUCGCAAGUCACUCGACGGACUGCUUAUGAAGACGUUGCCCAAGGGCUGGUGGAUCUCACUGUACAGCAUGGUGACGUUCAGCCCAGAGAUUGGGUACGCUGAGGCGAAGAAGAGAGAAGCCCGGCAGAGCGUCAUCAUCGAGAGAGUCCUGGUUGCCUCUGGACUUGCUGCGAUGACUGGACUGGGGCUGGCGGGCAGAUGGCUGCUCAAGAACAGACGAGAUCUCUGGUAG